This is a messenger RNA of Poeciliopsis prolifica (blackstripe livebearer), 2849 nucleotides long. It is a transcript of the gene tnk1, whose product is annotated as tyrosine kinase, non-receptor, 1. Bases 341 to 2548 code for a protein of 735 amino acids. The record is from RefSeq and is a predicted model, not a curated record. Lineage: Eukaryota; Metazoa; Chordata; Actinopteri; Cyprinodontiformes; Poeciliidae. Gene Ontology annotation, molecular function: transmembrane receptor protein tyrosine kinase activity; ATP binding; protein binding. Gene Ontology annotation, cellular component: signaling receptor complex. The transcript is spliced from 14 exons. Gene Ontology annotation, biological process: protein phosphorylation; positive regulation of kinase activity; cell surface receptor protein tyrosine kinase signaling pathway.
GUACACUCUGUGCCUCGUACAGUUCGGAAGAAAAACCCAUAAAAACCCCUCAUAGAGACACUUCCUCGUUGGAAGCGGCCCAUGCUGGCGCUUUUCGCUUGGUGAAAAUGUUGUGAAGACAUUUCGUGACCAGGAUUUGGAUCGAGAUUUUUUUGUUUGUUUGUUUAUUAUUUGCAUUGGGAUCUGCUGGAGGUUUCGGUUCCGACAUGAUUCAGCUGUUUCUGGUCGUGUGUGGUUGAAGACAGAGCCGUCGACUGGAGGAGACUGAACUUCUUUCAUCACUAUUAUUUAUUUUCACCGGCCUCCGUCUUCCUGCCGACAGGCUCGUCUGGGCCAGGUCAUGCUGAUGGACCAGGACACUCAGUGGCUGCACCAGCUGCUGGCUGAGGUCCAGCUGGAGAAGUUCUACGUCCGCGUCCGAGACGGCCUCAACAUUACCCGCGUGGAGCACUUCAACUAUGUCAAGGAGUCGGACCUGGAGCACAUCGGAAUCAGCAAGCCAGCACAAAGACGAUUAUGGGAAGCCCUGAAACGCUACAAGACAGCUUCGCGCUCACGAGGAUGGAUUCCCAGGGUGUUCAACAGUCGAGACGGAGGGGAACAGUCCGGCCCAGUUCAGCCGCAGGAGAGGACUGCAGCUCGUCUGAUCCAGGACAGUGAGCUGGUUCUGGGGGAGAAGUUGGGCUCGGGGUCCUUCGGUGUGGUGAGGAGGGGAGAGUGGCACACGCAGACAGGCAGACUCCCUGUGGCUGUCAAAUCACUGAGGAGCAGCAGGUCCACGCAGACUGACACUCUCACAGACUUCCUGCAGGAAGUCACCACCAUGCAGUCCCUGGACCACCCUCACAUCAUCCGACUCUACGGCGUGGUCCUCACACAGCCCCUCAAGAUGGUAACAGAGCUGGCCGUUCUGGGUUCAUUAUACGACACCCUGCGGGCGCGGCAGUUCGAGUACCCGCUGCUGCGCCUCUGGCUCUUUGCCACCCAGAUUGCGGCAGGUAUGGACUACCUGGAGAGCCGGAGAUUCAUCCACAGGGACUUAGCUGCCAGAAAUGUGCUGCUGUCCUCCAAGGAGGUGGUGAAGAUCGGAGACUUCGGUCUGAUGCGGGGCUUGAGUCAGGAGACGGACCACUACAUCAUGGGAGCACACAAGAGGAUCCCGUUUGCCUGGUGUGCCCCUGAAAGUCUCCGGGUCGGCUCCUUUUCCCAUGCCUCUGACGUCUGGAUGUUUGGUAUCACCAUGUGGGAAAUGUUCACCUACUGUGAAGAGCCCUGGUUUGGUCUCUCGGGAAGACAGAUAUUGUUGAGUGUGGAGCAGGAAGGUGAGCGACUGCAGAAGCCGCCAGAUUGUCCUCAGGAGCUGUACGCCGUCAUGUGGAAGUGUUGGGCCCUCAACCCAAGUGACAGGCCCAACUUUGCCAAUCUCGUUGCAAUGCUGGCAGAGGCUAAGCCGGCACAGUUCCAAGCAACAAGAGAAUUUUCAGAGCCCAGAAAACUUCCUCUCGCUCCAAACGACACUGUGACUGUCAUAGACCAUGGGCUGGAAAUGAGCGAAUGGCGUGGCCAGAACCAGAGGACCCUCGCCAUCGGCAUGUUUCCCGCCACCCUGACCAUGCCCGCCAUCUCUGCGGGGCCCAGUCCACCUUCUGGCGGCUCCAUCAUCUCCAACCCAGUGAAGGGCAGCCUGCAGCACCUCGGGCAUGGAGACCUCCACCCUGACCGCAGCUGGGGCUCACCUGAAGGGCUGGAAGACAAAAGCAGCUGGAAGAUGGGAUCUGGCAGAGAGCGGGAGGCAACAAACUUGCAGAAAAUGGCAGGUAUGUCUCGGAGCCUGGAGUCGGUCCUAGGUGGCCAUCGUCCCAAGCCUCAGACCACAGCGCCUUUCAGAGUGGAUCAACAAGGCCGGCUCAUGGCCCACGCCAUGGUCGCCCAGAGCAUGAUGGUGCCGAAGGAUCCGCGGCGCUUGAGUGAGGCCAACCUUCCUGCCCCUCCCCGGCCACCGCUGCCCAACCUGGCCCGUCUGAACCCGAGGACCCAGAGGAAGCCCCCGGCACCGGUGGCCCCAUCCUGGCCUUCACAAAUGAUCCUGUCCCCGCCGUCGCAGCAGACACAACCCCCGGUUCUAUUUCCUCCUCAGCAGGGCAUGCUGAACUCCAACCCGGUUAAAAUGUCCCAGAUGGCGCGUUCAACGCCGCAGCUGGAUGACGACCAAAGGGAGCGAGCGAGAGAGAAACCACCUUAUCCACAAAACACAAAGGAGAGUCUUGUUGCACAGGUGAUGGAGGCCGUGCACGGCGUGACCACUGAAGAGGUGCGAAGUGCGCUUCAGUGUAACGACUGGAAUCCAGUCCGGGCCGAGCAACAACUCAAGGUCGAGCAGCUUUACUUGCUCAGCCUCUGCUCUGCAGAGGACUGCGUGAAGAUCCUGAACAAACACCAGUGGAACCUGGAGCAGGCCAGCAGAUACCUUAUCCGGGUGACCCGGGAGGACAGGCCCGGCGCCGGAGAGAGGGAUCGGCCUCACAUUAGUGCAGAGAGACGGGUCUGAAGAGAUUCGCAGAUGUUCGACUGGCUGAAGCCGGACUUCGUCAGCCACACCUGGCUUCACAGAGACCCACUGCGGCACCAGGCGCUCCCCGAACCAGCUGCUUUACGACGGGAGCAGGACUCAGCCUAUCAAAGCAGAAACAGAAGGUUUACCAGAGACUAAAAGCCUCCAACUAAUAUUUUUACUUUUUCCCUUCUCUCGUUGUGCCAUUAUUUAGCAUGUUUUUUUUAUGUGGAUGAAUGUAUGUGUAAAUGUAGUCUUAGACAUGCUUUUGUUGAAUAAACAUGUAGAUAAAAAUGAA